This is a messenger RNA of Boleophthalmus pectinirostris (great blue-spotted mudskipper), 7836 nucleotides long. RefSeq names its product WD repeat and FYVE domain containing 1 (gene wdfy1). The coding region runs from base 97 to 1329 and encodes 410 amino acids. Gene Ontology annotation, molecular function: protein binding; metal ion binding. The record is from RefSeq and is a predicted model, not a curated record. Lineage: Eukaryota; Metazoa; Chordata; Actinopteri; Gobiiformes; Gobiidae. The transcript is spliced from 12 exons.
UACCCGCAUUGGUCAUGUCAGCUGAUCCUCCUCCAGCGCUGGGGACCGAGGAAGGAAGGGAAAACCAAAGGAAAAUAUUGGUGCUCGCUUUGAACCAUGGCUGCGGAGAUCCAUUCAAGGCCCCAGACCGCCAGACCCGUGCUGCUGAACAAGAUCGAGGGCCACACAGACGCGGUCAACGCUGCGGUCCUCAUACCGAAAGAAGACGGUGUUAUUACGGUCAGCGAAGACAGAACAAUCCGAGUGUGGCUGAAGCGAGACAGUGGACAAUACUGGCCCAGCAUUUAUCACACAGUCUCAUCUCCCUGCUCGUGUAUGUCGUAUCACCAUGACAGCAGACGCAUCUUCAUCGGCCAAGACAACGGAGCUGUUGUGGAGUUUCUCAUAUCUGAAGAUUUUAACAAGAUGAACCAUGUCAAGACUUACCCAGCGCACCAGAGCCGGGUCUCAGACAUGGUGUUUUCUCUGGAGAGUGAGUGGGUGGUUAGCACUGGGCACGACAAGAGUGUGAGCUGGAUGUGCACCCAGAGCGGCAGCAUGCUGGGCAGACACUACUUCACCGCAUGGGCCUCCUGUCUACAAUAUGAUCAUGACACACAGCAUGCUUUUGUGGGAGAUUGCUCUGGACAGAUCACUCUGCUCAAACUGGAGAAGCAGACCUACUCCACUGUCACCACGCUAAAGGGACAUGAAGGCAGUAUAGCAGCUCUGUGGUGGGACCCUGUUCAGAGGCUGUUGUUUUCGGGAGCGUCAGAUCACAGUGUCAUCAUGUGGGACAUCGGGGGACGGAAAGGACGAACACUACUGUUGCAAGGACACCAUGAGAAGGUCCAGGCCCUGAGGUACCUACAGCUCACGAGACAGCUGGUGUCCUGCUCAGCGGAUGGAGGCAUUGCAGUGUGGAACAUGGAUGUGCAGAGACAAGAGGCUCCUCAGUGGUUGGAGAGCGACUCAUGUCAGAAAUGUGAGCAGCCGUUUUUCUGGAACAUUAAACAGAUGUGGGACACCAAGACACUGGGGCUCAGACAGCACCAUUGCAGGAAGUGUGGUAAAGCGGUUUGUGGGAAAUGUAGUUCCAAGCGGUCGACAUUUCCGAUCAUGGGCUUUGAGUUUCCUGUGAGAGUCUGCGAUGCCUGCUUCGACUCCAUUAAAGAAGAAGAUCGUUCUCCUCUGGCUACGUUUCACGAGGGCAAACACAACAUCGCUCACAUGGACCUGGACCCCACCCGAGGGCUCAUGGUCACCUGUGGGAGUGACCGCAUCGUCAAGAUCUGGGACAUGACGCAGGUCGUUGGCUGCAGCUUAGCAACUGGCUUUUCUCCACGUUGAUUGGUCAAGCCUUGACACAGGUCCUGCCCUCUCUCUCCAAUCUCAUGGACACCCCCCCCCAACCCCCUUCCCUUUGUACAGCCCCCCUCCCCAUCACACGCCUGGUCUCAAUCUGACCAAUAGGCAGCAAGCAUUCACGUUCCAGUGUCAAAACAUCACAGAGGGCAGAGGCUAGUAUUACUCUACGGGUGACACAUAUUUAAAAAAAAAAAAAAAAAAAAUCUCCAAAUAGAAAAUUCAGAAAUGCUAAAAGUUUCUAAAAAUAUUGUGUACUUAAGAUAAUAUUAAAGGUGCAUUAUGUAGUAGGGGGAUUCUCCGUAAAUUUACAAAACCAUGAUACAGUACUGUAUACAGCAACUUGACAAACCUGAUGCAACGUGCAGUAGUUUCAUUAGUAGGAUGGACGCUGAUUGUGUUGUGAUAGUGCUCUAAAGGGGGAGUGACUUAACAUGGGGAGCAAAGAGAGGGGAGACUCAGUGAAAUACAAAAGUCAACCUUAUUAAACAUGUUAAUAUGUUGUUUGGGGGAAAUAUAGCAUAAGGUAACAAAAAGGUGUCAUGGUGAUGAAGUAUGUUAUGUGUUAGCAGUUUCUUUAAGAAAAAUGCAGUCUCAAAAAUGUAAUGAAAAAUUGUCCAAUAUAAUAUUAAUGCAUUUUCACUUUGGAUACUCCUUCAAAAAUGGUGUCUAACCAGCCGUCGUGAACUAGCUCCUGCCCUCCACCUGAUUCUUUGACAUUUCAGAUUGUAAUACGUGAACACAACCUUUGCCUCUGUAUUCAGUCUUAUACAAUGACUUUGGCUCUGAACUGACUCUAAGCACAAUGAUGCGUGUGUGUGCAUGUAUGUAUCAUGUAUGUACUCGUCUCUCCUAUUUGGGAGCGACACUGUUGAUAUUAGUGUUUACAUAAUGUCUAUAUUUCUUAUUAAGCUUCUUUUGGACUGUUUUAAAUAUCCUUGCACUGUAAUCUCAAUUGUUACCUGAACGCUUCCCUAAUACAGGCACAUUUCAAUACAUUUACACUACCAUCAAAGGUUUGGACACACCAUCUCAUUCAGUGAUUUUUACUUUUUUUUUUUACUACUUUCUACAAUGUAGAUAGAUACUUUGCAAUGAUAAUAUGCUGGGGGGUUCUACAUGUAUCUCUGUAGAUGGAAUGUUUAGGAGUUACGCUUUCAAAGAGUUUAAGACUGUCUGAAAACUCAAGAAAAACAAAAUUAAACAACACAUUUUCAGGAACAUUCAUGCUCCUGUUUAGUAGAACAAAAAUGAUGAGUGUGAUUAACGGAAAAGCUGUUGACUAAAAUUAGCUAAACUUGUGACUGUGAUGUUAUAUGAGGGGAGCCUAUCUUUCUUCAACCCUAUGUUCUCUCAGGCUUAUGUUCCCUCAUUUCUAUUUUUUAUUUCCAUCCAUCCAUUUUCGUCCACUUAUCCGGGGCCAGGUCGCGGGGGCAGCAGCCUAAGCAGGGACUCCCAGACUUCCUUCACCCCAGACACGUCCUCCAGCUUCUCCGGGGGAACCCUGAGGCUUUCCCAGGCUAACUGAGAGACAUAGUCCCUCCAGCGUGUCCUGGGUCUUCCCCGGGGCCUCCUCCCGGUGGGACAUGCCCGGAACACCUUUUUUUUUCUUUCCAAAAGUAGGCCCUAUGUUCCCACAUUUCCUUUAUCAUCAAUUUGCAUCAGAAUUUAUCCCCAUUUCUCCGAAUUUGGUCGUCAAUUACACCGGAUCCAUUCUCCAGCAGCAGUUGACUACAGAUGUAAUGUAGAGGUCAUGGUGCAAAGGAUCCUAGGUUGAAAUGACUCUGAAUCAUCCCUUUAAAUGCAGUAUAAAAUGACUUGAUUUAGUGUUUAAUUUGAGAAAAAACCUUAGAAAUAAUGGAACACUGGGCUGAGGGAACAUAAGGCUGACCCCUAUUUGGGAGGGUUUUGCUUAAAAGUACAAAUCAGCUCACCUGCUGUAGUUUCAACCAAGUCAGUUCUUUCUGGACAGUUUGUGUUAAAUUAAAGAUCAGAUUAAAGUCUGAUAAAGGCUCAGACACAGCAGAGCCUACAGUUAGCGUCACAACCCCAGGGAAUGUUGAUGAUAUCAGCUGCAAAGUAUCAAUACAUACAGAAGACGAGCAUGGUAUAUACAAGUAAGUUAUAUGGAAGUGUGUAAUAAAAACAAAACAUGAAAUAACUUUUACAGAAUUCCAUAUAUCGCGCUUCAUAUAUUUAAGUAGUAAAAAUCAAGAAAAACACAUUGAAUGAGGGUGAGUCCAAACUUUUGACUGGUAGUAUGAUUUUUUUGUUGUAUUUUGGUUGUUCAACUUUAAAGGUACACUAUGUAACUUUUCUGGUAGGGAUUCCGCCACAAGCUUGUCUUCUUAAAGAUGUUAUUGCAAUGUUCCACGGUAUGGCAUCAAACUUACAGCUGCAACUUAAAGUAUCUUUUACCUUCAGUAACUUUGGUAACGUUCAGUAAUGAUUGGCAACUUCAGAUCUGAAAUCAUCAUCCAAACGAUUUUAGUGGAGGUGUAUGGAAACACAGUGGAGCACUUCGUUAUUACCCAUGACAUCACAAGUUGGAAUAGAGUCUUUUCUGUUUGAGAGAGAGACUCCAGGUGUGAUUUUGGUGAGGAAACAACAUCACACAGAUCUGAAAAUAGUGUAAUAUGGGCCCUUUAAAUUGAACAACUGACAAAAAUGCUUGAAUACUUUGAUGUGUGCUUGUAUGUAAAACACUAUAGCAUUACUAAAGCCCAGUCAAUUCAUUUUUACUACCCUUAUAUCAUUGUUAGCAGUAGUUAUCUUAAAUACCCUUCACUAUUUUAAAUAUAUUUUUCACUAGUAGGCCUUAAACCACUCAGGAGUUUUGCAUUCAACUCUGCUUUAAAAUAUUAACCCCUUGUUUGCUAAAUAAGGAUCAUAGUAGUAGUUGUAGUAAUAGUAAAGUAAUAGAAGGUUCAGUACAAAUGCUAGACAAUCAGAUUGAGAAGAAUACAUUUAAGUCUAUAUAUGUUAUAAAAUGGAGACUAACUUGGUCUAACCCAGGACUACUAUAGCACUAACCAAGGACUAAUCCAGAACUAAACCAGGUCCAAUGUCGGACUAAACAACUAAUGAUGCCUUAAAGAAGACAUAUUAUGCUUUUCUCUGCUAUAUAGUUAUAAUCUAUGGCACCCAUGAAUCAUUAUGUUAUAUUUUAGAUCAAAAUUCUGAUUUAAAUGACUUAAUAAAAGAAAUAAGUCCAAUGACAUCUUGAGUACAUGAGAUAAAUAUUACUCAAACAUUCAUGAAUCACUUAAAAAUCGAAUCAAAUCAAAUAUAACUUUGAGGGUCAAUGAAAAGGGGAACAACUUUAACAUGGUUAAAAGUUGAUUUUGCACAAUAUGUCUCCUUUAAAUGUAAUAACAACUAAGUAUGUUUUUUUCUCUUUUCCAUAAUUUACCCAGUUUUCCUCAUUUUGUCUAGAUUUGGCGACGUUUUGUGAUUAUUUUAGUUGUUAUGAAGUGAGUUAUGUCCUUCUGAUACGGUACUUGUUUUGUCUGGUAAAAUUGGCUUGUAAAAUGUUUUCAGAUUUUUGACUGUUGAAAUGUUCAGAAGGCCUUGGCAUUUGAUAACUUGUUAAAUUAUUUUUAUUUAUGUACAGUACUGUGCAAAAAUCAUAUCUUUCUUUCUGUCUUCCCAGUUCUUUCUCUUCCAUACAAUUCUAAAUGUAUCCAUGGCUUUGUGAACGAUAAAAAAAAAAAAUAUAUAUAUGAACAGUAGCCAUAGCGAUUAACAAUUUAAAACAAAAAAAAAAUCUCAAAAUGUCACCCGGGUCAUGCCAUCCACUAAUAGUAUAGCUGCUCAAUAUUUGAAUGCUGGUUUUAAGAUAUGCUAAAUUACACAAUGAAAAGUACUGUGUAAGAAAAGACUGCAAACAUAAAGAAACAAUGGUAUAUGUGUAUACUUUACAAGACUAUUUCUACAUUCUCCUUUGUAAUUUUACAGUCCAUUGGUGCAGUAGCCUACUUUAAAAUGGAACGAAACACUAAAUACACUUUUUUUUUUUCAAUUUCAAGUACUAUGUGACAUCAUGCAGAACUGCCCUGAUUAUAGUUAGCUGUUUCUGAUUACAAACGCCUACCUGUUUGACCAGUCACACUGUUUUUAUAACCUCAGACCCAACCCCUUCUCUUUUAGCCCCCCAGAUACUGCCCAGUUUAGCAGCUCUAUUUGAAAUGGACUUGUAGUUGGAGUUUAGGUGUCCCACUUAAACUUUACUUUACAAUUAAAUCUUAAAGGGACAGUCAUUCACAUCAACAGUCUGGCGUAAUAACAGAUUUGCUUCGGGUGCUUUGUGGAGUCGGUAAGUGGCAUCUAACUAUAGCUACUGACAUGCACUAGCCUAGCACCAGUCAUCUCUGCAAACACAAGGACUGGAUGGAAUAUUUUUAAAAAGUGUCUCACCAUAUCUCCAACACUCUGGCUAACUAGGAAAUGAGGCCCAAUAUCCAAAAUACCAAACUGUCCCUUUAAAUCUAGUUUAGAAAUUGUUCUUUUUUGCACAGUACUGCAUAUUUGCUACUAUAUUUUCAUCCACUGCAUAUUGAAGUUUGAAAUCUGUACCAUUGCACUGACUUGCACAUGUAUGUUCAGUCUUUUUUGCUUUGGCUUAAGUAAUGUGUCUAAGUUCCUUUGCUCAAACUUGAAUUAAUGGUCAUAUUCAAUGUAGCUUCUUUGUAAUGAUCAUUAACUAAUGCUCUGCCUUUUUUGCAGUUUAAUUCCAGUUUGUGACCAUGUAGUGUAAAUUUAUAUGUAGUAAAUGCUUUUUGUUGUAAUUAAGGCUCCAAAAAUGAAAUCUUAAUCUCACUACAUUUGAAUAAAGCUGUUUUUGUUAAGGAAAUUCUGUUUUUCACAUGGCCAUAAUGCUGCUUACUGUUUGAGAAUUUAUUUAGCUUUAAAUCUAUUCUCAAUUCUAAUCGCAGUAUUUGUCAGAAAAAUUGCAGUUACAUAUUUUUCCCAAAUUGUUCAGCCUAACUGUGAAGUUUUGCAGUAGCACCCCCAAAAGUUGAAAUAACAAUAAUACAUUUAUUUGCCUGGCAAAUCCAGAAUAAUUAUCGCACAUAUGUAUUUUUUUUUAUACAGAUGCAUAUCAGUGUGGUCACUACUCCCUUUGUUGUGUCUCAAGCCAGAACCAAACAUGAUCGUCUAAUCAGAUUUGUUUGUCAGAUUUUAGUGACGCAUGUGAAACAACGGAGCUCUUUUUGGACAAAAUCAAGUUUAGUGCUUCUCUCAUUCAUUCUGCAUUCUGUGUUUUUCAGUUCCCUGUGCUCUUUUUUUCAACCUAAGCAGCCAUAUUUGUUUUGAUACAGACAGACCAUGCGUGUGCCUGACUAAUUCACCUGUCAGUCACGCCCGUCAGAACUCUGGGAGAAUCAGCAGUGACCAGACUCGGUAUUGGAGAAGUGUGUGUUCUAGAUCCCAGGCAAACAGUUUAGUUCAUGUCUAUGGCCUAAUUGGGUUACAGGGUUAUUGUCUCCUCUGUCUACAGAACAUUACAUCUCACUAAGCUACUGUGACAGAUGUACAAAGUGAUAAAGACUAAAGAUGGCCCCAAAGAGAUACAGGACACUGCAGAUGUUAUUUUACAUCAUUAUUCAUUUACUGAUCAUUUUGGAAACAAUUUAUAUUAACAGCACUAUUUACACCAUGCAAAGACUUAAAGAUGCACUAUGUAACUUUUCUGGAGGAGGGUCUUACUCCAGCUUGUCUCCAUAGAGAUGCAUUGCUUUGUCUGAAAUGUUAGUAGUAUGACAUUAAACCUACUUAUCUCCAUAGAAGCAAGGAGGUGACACCAUUCAGGCAAAAUUACAGGUCAGAUCUGUGGAGAGAGGAGGUCACUUAUUGCAAGAAUGUGUAUUUUUCGAAGUGUAACUAGGUAUUGAUGUUUAAUGCCAAAAAAUGUUUAAUCAUCAUGGAGACAAACAUGUGACACCACUGCGCUAAAUUACAGGUCAGAGCUGUGGAGAGACGUCACUGCUCUCAGUGAGAACGUAUGUUUUUCAUGGUAUUCUGGAAGUGUAAAACACAAGAAAAAUGUUUAAUACAUGUAAGAUCAAGUUUAGUGCCGUGCUGUGGAACUUUCCAGCCAAAGCAAGAGCAUUUUCAUGGAGACAAGGAGGUGACAAACUCCCACCAGAAAAGGUAUAUAGUGCCUUUAAGAAUGAUCACAGAUCCUGAUACUAUCAUACUAUAUUUAACUUGGAAAACAAAACAAUGUGGAAAACGUUUUAUAUAACUCUCAAAAACAGGUCUAAUGGAUCAUAUUUUGGUGCAUAAAAUUACCAAAUGUUUUAUUUCUUCUUUAUUUCUUAAUGUAAGUUUUCCCAUUAUAAAUAUUUGUAUCUUUCUUUCUUCUACUUUGUGUAAACCAUUAAACAACAAAACAGUGUAUGUUUUGGCCUAAGUUUUUCAUGAAUGUAAGCUAAAUAUGUGCCCAACUUUCACACUUCCUAUUGUACAAAAAUAAAUGAUUUUAAACUA